Molecule: messenger RNA, 2268 nt
Organism: Durusdinium trenchii
Lineage: Eukaryota; Dinophyceae; Suessiales; Symbiodiniaceae
Source: the annotation of a GenBank genome assembly
AUGUCCUCACGGUGGAUGCGGCUUUGGCCCAUGGGCUCUCAACCGGGUGCGCCCAGUGGAUCAGUGGCCAUCGUGGACCUUCCUUGCCAUGACUCCACCGUGUGUUUGUCUCGCUGCUGGAACUCGCACGCGAUGAGGCAAGUGGAUUUGCGGGUCACGCUCAUCUCACCCGAGAGGCUCAACACCACCAAAGUCUUUGAUUUCGAGCAGGAGACCAAUGGCUCGGUGAAGUUCCGCCCAGCCGAGCCCGUGGAGGUGGAGCUCGAAGUGGUGAAGACACUCCGCCUCGAGGUUUGGGACGUGGCGCUGCGGCGAAUCAUCGCCGUGGCAGAGAUGGAGACCAAGGACUUGGAGAAGAGGAGGCACUGGCGCCUGCUGUUACAAGAUCCUCUGACCUCUGAGGCGGUCUAUGGAACUGCUCCUCGAGGGCCAGAUUCCUUGGACAGGACCUUGAGGCCUUUGAACAGGAGGCCGAGCUUCCUUCAUCUCCUCAUCCAGGUUUCGGAACCUGGAUCCUUUGUGCAAGAGACACCUUCCAGCGCCUCGACGCCCUCCACGGCAAGCCGCUCAGAGGUCUUCCGCAGUUCAUUGGGUUCCCUCCCCCCUGGCGCCAAAGAAAGCACCGGACGGAAGAAGGUGAUGCUGAUCACCCGAGGAACCCGUGGAGAUGUCCAGCCCUUCGUGGCCUUGGCACGAGGUCUGAUCCUAUACCAUGACUGCGACGUGAUCUUUGUGACUGAGAUCUCCUGGCGGAAUUUCGCCAUGGAUGCACUCAAGGAUCUGCCGGAGGACCGGGUCCGGUUUCGGCCCUGUGGCGGCGACACGGCCCAGCGCGUGAACACGGACCUCUCGCGGAACUUCCUGAGCUUUGGCCAGAACUCCGUGGCCAUCCAAGCGCUGGUCUUCUCCCGGUCGGAGGUGGAGUUCUUUGAGUCGGAAGGAUGUUUCUACCACUGGGCCUGGGAGGAGAAACCUGACUUCAUCGUUUUCGGCUUCCUGCUGAUUCAUGUGGCCAUGAUCAUCUCCGAGGCCGAAGCCAAGCACCGGCACGAGGCCUUGACGAUCCCUGUGGUGGGCUUCAUUUUUCAGCCUCACCGGGAGAUCGAACCCUUCCUGGCCGGGUCGGAAGCCAAGGUCAUCAACAAGUGUAAGGAACCGUUGUGGCUGGGCAGCAACUUGCCACUGGAGGCCUCGCAAGUGGAGUUGAAGCCCAAGACUGAGGUGACCCUCACUGCAGACGUGAAGUCUGCACGAGUGUGGGCUCGCAGCAGUUGCUCGGAGGAACAGAUCUUGCCCGACUGCUGGAAGGAUUUGAACGUGGACCCCAUGUGCGGUGCUGGCACCUUCUACUACUGUCAGGACGACGCCACGGAUGCGCCGGGCACCUGCCGAGAACACGCCAAAGGACCCAUCCCCAAGGAGUCUUGCCUCCGGCAGUGCGUCAUCACCCAGUUUUUCGAGGAGAAGAGCUUUCUCGCGGCCCUGCAACCCAAGAACACCCCACUCGAGGAUCUGAAGGUUCAGCAAUUCCAAUGCAACACUGGCGACUGUGUUCAGGCAGACAACAAGGAGUCUGAGAAGGUUUGCUCACAAACCUCGGAGUUGCGAACACCUGCCACCAUGGCCCAGUUCACCUUUGACGAGACCGCAGAUCGUUAUGACGUCUCUGUGGAAGACGGCUUCAAUGUGAACAUGACCGUGGAACCCACGGCCAAGAGCUGCAAGUCUAGUAGCUGCCAGAUGGACCCCUGGUGGGACUGUCAGUCCGAGUUCGUGGACUUGGAUCACGCGAGUGGCCAGUCCUUCUGCUGGUCCAUCAAAACAGCCUUGACAUCUCCAGAAGUGCUUCACAGGUAUUCCUUCAUGGAGAAGUGGACCGCGCCCGGCACCAACCCUGCUGCAGCCAGGUGCCUGGUGGAGGGCCACGAACAUUGGUGUCACAAUCUCUUCACAUGCACCGACGAGGCCAAGUGUGACUGCAGCAGCCAAGAAGCGUUGAACUCCCGCGCCGAUGGCACGAACGGGGAGCUUUGCUGCUCCCCACGUUUGGGUGCCUAUGAGAACAGCAAGUUGUGGCCACAGGGCCCUCCCUUCGCCCAGAUGUGUAACGUCACGAAUUGGCCGACCUCUCCCUUGGAUAAAGCCACCUACAUCGCCAAGUAUCAGAAGGUUUGCCCUGAUGCCAAGACGUGGCAUUUCCAGGAGGAUGCAGUGAAGAGCUGCAAGGCCGAGCUCAAGUCAGACUACACGGUGACCUUUUGCGGGUGA